UUGAUUUAAUCUCAGGUUGGCGGUUUUCUUUUUCUUUUUUUCAGGGUUUAUGCUGCUGCUUCCCUCUUCUUCCAAAACCCUAUUCAAGUCCACAAAUUCACUUGAUUGAUUUUGAAGUGAACAAGGAGCUUCCAUUGUGUGAAAUUCUAACCUCAUUUCUCGUUCUUCGUCCACCAAGAUGCCACCGAACGAUGACAUUGUUUUUACUUCCCGAGCUACGCUUAGAAUUCCACACUUUCCUCCGUCUAGUUCGCAUUCGAGUUUCAGAUUUUGCUUCCGAAAUUUAGCUUCACAGUUCGAUCAGUCCUGCAACUCAAUAUUCCAGUUCAUUGAUUCGGUUAAGAAAGGUUCGAAAUUGACUCAUUUCAAUCACAGUAUUCCCCACUUAUGGCCACCAGCACUCCCCUUUGGUGCUUCAAAGAAGCUAACUCAGCAAGAGAAUUCGGUCAAUCGACGAGCAAGUUGGACUUGGGGGGCAAUGUUUGUUAGCAAAUCUCCUCUAAUUUGUUCAGCGUCAAUGUCGCUAAUUCAAUCAGGCGUGUCGAAUAAGUCUGAUUCUGGUCAUUGUACGGAGCAUUCAGGAAGGCGACGGGGGAUGGAGGACAAGAGUACGGGGUUCGUUGGAAAAUCAUCUCUUCUUUGUUCAGCUUCAUUGGCUUUGACGCGUUCUGACGAGUCGAGUCAGUCUGGUGGUUCGGAGAGUAAGGAAUUGCCUCAAAAGGGGUAUUCAGCUGGUCGGCUGGAUGAGGAGAGGGUUCUAAUCAGUGAGGUUCUCGUGAGAAAUAAGGACGGUGAGGAGCUAGAGAGGAAGGACCUCGAGAUGGAGGUUCUGACCGCUUUGAAGGCGAGCCGACCCAACUCUGCGCUCACUGUACGCGAGGUUCAAGAAGAUGUGCACAGGAUCAUCAAUAGUGGAUAUUUCUACUCGUGCAUACCCGUUGCAGUUGAUACCAGAGAUGGCAUAAGAUUAAUAUUUCAGGUAGAACCAAAUCAAGAGUUUCGGGGGUUGGUCUGUGAAGGUGCUAACGUCCUUCCAGCAAAGUUUCUGGAGGAAGCUUUUCGUGAAGGCUAUGGAAAAGUUGUCAAUCUCCGGCAUUUAGAUGAUGUAAUAUCAUCCAUCAAUAGCUGGUAUGGUGAACGUGGCCUUUUUGGCAGGGUAUCAGCUGUAGAUAUUCUAUCCGGGGGCAUUCUUAGCUUACAAGUUUCUGAAGCUGAAGUAAAUAACAUUUCCAUCCGAUUUCUUGACAAAAAGACUGGCGAGCCAAUUUCAGGAAACACAAGACCUGAGACAAUACUCCGGCAACUUACUACCAAGAAAGGACAGGUCUACAGUAUGCUCCAAGGAAAAAGAGAUGCAGAGACUGUCUUAACCAUGGGGAUCAUGGAAGACGUCAGCAUUAUUCCCCAACCUGCAGCUGAUGCUGGAAAGGUUGACAUACUGAUGAACGUAGUUGAGCGUCCAAGUGGAGGUUUCUCUGCUGGUGGCGGUCUAUCAUGUGGGACCACUGGUGGUGGUGGCCCUUUAGCUGCCCUUAUUGGAAGCUUUGCCUAUUCCCACAGAAAUCUUUUUGGGAGGAAUCAGAAGCUCCAUGUCUCCUUGGAGAGGGGACAAGUUGAUUUCACUUUUCGCAUAAAUUACACAGACCCAUGGAUUGAAGGAGAUGAUAAGAGGACAUCACGGACAAUUAUGGUUCAGAACUCAAGGACUCCAGGUACACUUGUCCAUGGUGGUAGCAACCUGACUAUUGGUCGGGUUACAGCUGGUUUGGAAUUCAACCGCCCUAUCAGGCCAACGUGGAGUGGAACGGGAGGGCUUUAUUUCCAGCGUGCUGGUGCUCGAGAUGAACAAGGAAAUCCUAUCAUAAUGGAUAACAUCAAAUGCCCUCUCACUGCAAGUGGGAAUGCUGACGACAAUAUGUUACUGGCUAAACUUGAGGGUGUCUACACUGGUUCUGGGGACCAUGGAUCUUCCAUGUUUGUUCUUAGCAUGGAACAGGGGCUUCCAUUUUUACCUGAAUGGUUAUGUUUUAAUAGAGUGAAUGCUCGUGCCAGAACUAGCAUGGAAGUUGGUCCCUCUCAGCUCCUUUUGAGUUUGUCUGGAGGUCACGUAGUUGGUAAAUUCUGCCCACAUGAAGCAUUUGCCAUUGGGGGAACAAACAGUGUAAGAGGAUACGAAGAAGGUGCUGUAGGCUCGGGUCGAUCUUAUACUGUUGGAUGUGGAGAGAUCUCUUUUCCCUUGUUUGCCCCUGUAGAAGGAGUCCUUUUUGCUGACUACGGAACUGAUCUUGGAUCGGGCUCAACUGUUCCAGGUGAUCCUGCGGGGGCUAGGAUGAAACCUGGAAGUGGAUAUGGGUAUGGGUUUGGCAUCCGUCUGGACUCCCCUUUGGGGCCUCUUCGUCUAGAAUAUGCAUUCAACGACAAAGGUGCAAAAAGGUUUCACUUUGGCGUUGGCCACCGGAAUUAACUCCCUCUUCCUGCGAUUAGAUGUAGGACCCUUUUUGUAGCAAUCUUUUCUUCUUUUCUUUGUUUUUCUUGGUGGGGGCGGUUGAUGGAUCUUGUUAGUAACUUAAAAUCAAUUAAUUUAUAACGUAUUUUUCUGGGAAGUAAAAUAUUUUUCAUCA
Messenger RNA from Benincasa hispida (wax gourd), 2621 nucleotides. It is a transcript of the gene OEP80, whose product is annotated as outer envelope protein of 80 kDa. Gene Ontology annotation, biological process: chloroplast organization; embryo development ending in seed dormancy. NCBI's taxonomy places the organism in Eukaryota, Viridiplantae, Streptophyta, Magnoliopsida, Cucurbitales, Cucurbitaceae. The record is from RefSeq and is a predicted model, not a curated record. Gene Ontology annotation, cellular component: outer membrane.